AUGGUGAAGUUGCUGAUGGAUGAGAGAGAUGCGGAGAGAGCAGCCCGAGAAGCCAUGGAAAAGAAGAACAGAGAAACAUUACCUGUGAUGAACAUGUUCAAUCAUGGGAAUAUGAUCACUUUUCCUAACGGCCCUCGUAUUGAUGCUAACAAUUUUGAGUUACGCAUGCCCCUUAUCCAAAGGGUCGAGCAAACUCCUUUUGCAGGUAGGGCGACUGAAGAUGCUAACCGCCAUCUCUCCAAAUUCGUGGAAAUCGCAAACACUCUGAAAUUAAAUGGUGUCGACGACGAUGCCAUACGGGUAAGACUUUUUCCAUUCUCAUUGAUUGAUUCUGCUAAGGAGUGGUUUGAGUGUAUGCCACCAGAAAAGGUCUCCACAUGGAAGGACAUCGUAGCUACCUUCCUCGACAAAUACUACCCGCCAGGCACUAUUUUGAAGCUCAAAAGUGAGAUCUUUCAGUUCACACAAGGCCAUGACGAGCCCCUCUAUGAGGCAUUUGCUCGUUUCAAAGCUCUUCUUCGAAAGUGCCCAAACCAUGGUUUUUCCAUAGACCAUCAGGUAGGAAUCCUCUAUAAUGGAUUUAACGAGAAAAUAUGUGCUAUGCUUGAUUCAGGGGCAAAUGGAGGAUUUCUAAGAAAGACAGGAGAGGAUGCCAUGGCGGUGAUCGAGGAGUUCGCCACCAACAGUCGGGGGUGGUCGAAGGAAAGGCAUGCCACGAGAAGAGUAGCAGCCAUAGAAGAGGCCGAAGAAAGUUCUUUUGCUAAGGAGUUAGCAGAACUUAGAGUCAGGAUUGAUCAAAUGGACAUCUCGAGGAAGGAAGAUCCAAUUCCGGCAACUUCCAUAGUGGCGGUCAAUGCACCCGAAACUGCCAUAUCAACUGUGGAAGAAAUAAACUACGUGCAAGGAGGCGGUCCCAGAAACUACAAUAACAAUUAUCGCCCUAAUCAGGGGGGCGGCAAUUUCAAUAAUUAUAAUGGGAACCGUCCGCACCCAAAUCUUUCUUAUUCUAACAAUAAUUACUUGCAACCCCCUGCAGGAUUUAAUGUUAGCAAAGGAGGAGUGGUUGAGCCGAUGAAGAAGGAAGACAAGUAUGAACAAGGAAUCACGAAGAUCUUGGAAGUAAUUACGCAAGAUAGGAAGAUUAAUGACACCAAGAUCGGAGUGGUCGAAGCAAGGAUAAACAACCUCGAGCAAGGAAUGAACACAAUCUCGGCAGCUGUAACCAAUAUUACCACUCAAAUGGAGCAAAUUCAGAAGAAGUUAGAUGAGGAUAGAGCAAAGGCAGCAGCAAGAGUGGAUGAUAUUGCCGCAGACCACGCAGCGGCCCGCCACUGA
This is a messenger RNA of Salvia hispanica, 1335 nucleotides long. The record is from RefSeq and is a predicted model, not a curated record. NCBI's taxonomy places the organism in Eukaryota, Viridiplantae, Streptophyta, Magnoliopsida, Lamiales, Lamiaceae.